Messenger RNA from Puma concolor (puma), 2142 nucleotides. RefSeq names its product CD55 molecule (Cromer blood group) (gene CD55). NCBI's taxonomy places the organism in Eukaryota, Metazoa, Chordata, Mammalia, Carnivora, Felidae. The record is from RefSeq and is a predicted model, not a curated record.
UGCUGCUAGUUACGGCUCCUUGCUGGAGCCGCUUGGACUCGCUCCGGAUCCCCGUCCCCGCGCGCCAUGGGUCCCGCGCGGCGGAGCGUCCCCGCAGCGCUGCGUUUCCUUGGCGGGCUGAGCGUGCCGCUGCUGCUGCUGUGUCCACCCGCCGCGCAGGGUGACUGCAGCUUGCCCCCAGAGGUACCUAAUGCCCACCCAACUCUGAGUGAUCGUGAUCUUAAGAGUUUUCCUGAACGAACCACAGUAACAUACAAAUGUAAUGAAGGCUUUGUAAAAGUCCCUGGCAAGCCAGACUCCGUGAUCUGUCUCAGUAACAAUCAAUGGUCGGAGGUGGCAGCAUUUUGUAACCGUAGCUGCGAUGUUCCACCCAGGCUACGUUUUGCAUCGCUCAAGAGGUCUUUUAGCAAACAGAAUUAUUUCCCCGAGGGUUUCGUUGUGGAAUACGAUUGCCGUCCGGGCUACAGAAGGAACCAAACUCUCUCAGACAAACUAACUUGCCUUCAGAAUUUUACGUGGUCCAUACCAGAUGAAUUUUGUAAAAAAAAAUCCUGUCCUACUCCUGGAGAUAUAACACAUGGUCAUGUCAGUAUAACGACUGACAUAUUAUAUGGUGCAUCUAUUUCCUUCUCGUGUGACACAGGGUAUAGGCUAGUAGGUUCAGCUUCUAGUUACUGUUCCCUUGUAGACCAGGCUGUGGACUGGAGUGACCCAUUGCCAAAAUGCGAAGAAAUUGUUUGUCCAGAACCACAAGAAAUUAGCAAUGGAAUCAUUCAAAAUCCACGGAAAACCUAUGUGUAUCAACAGUCUGUAAAAUAUCAGUGUAAUCCAGGCUUUACCCUGAUCGGAGAGAACUCUAUUUAUUGUACUGUCAAAGAUGAUCAAGGAGAAUGGAGUGGCCUGCCCCCUGAAUGCAAAGAAAAUUCCCAGAUUUCUAAGGGCGUGCCAACAGUUCAGAAGCCUCCAAUGGCAAGUGUUCCAAGUACGAAAGUCCCAUCAGCUCCUCAGAAAACCACCACAGUGAAUGUUCCAGGUACUAAAGCCCCAUCACCUCCUCAUAAAGCCACCACAGUGAAUGUUCCAGGUACUGAAGCCCCAUCAACUCCUCAGAAACCCAUCAUAGAAAAUGUUCCAGGCACUGAAGCCCCAUCAACUCCUCAUAAACCCACCACAGUGAAUGUUCCAGCAAAACAGACUUCAGCUGUUGUUCCCAGGGCAACCACGCGCUUUCUCUCAACAAGCUCGCAUAAAGGAAGAGGAACUCCUUCUUCAGAUGCUAACAUCGCUGCAAUUGGACACACAUGUAUAACAUUGACAGUUUUGCUUAUGACGCUAGUAACCAUUGGCUAGCUGACUUAGCCGAAGAAGAGAUCAGAAGAAAAUAUACACAAGUGUGCAGAAUAUUUCUAGUUUCUUAGAACCUUGUGGAGGAAUGGACACAAUAAAUGUAAUAGUGCUCGUCGUUUUUCAUGUUAUCACUGUCUUUACGGGGCGUAGGAAAAUCAAUGGAGCAAGUCUGUCCUAAACCUCUUGAAAAUAGAACCACUUGCAAGAUUUAGAGUGAUUACUUUCCUUAAAGCGUAGGAAAGUGCAGAGGUUUGUUCAUGCUUAGAACGUGAACGUGAAUGUGAAGGAAAUAAGUGAGUUUUUUCACUAGAUGUGUAAUGUUACUUUUGUUUACAAAGAAAAUUAAAUACUAAAAACAGUGAUUGGAUAUUGAAAACAAAAAACCGGAAGUCUCUUCUGAGUAGACUUGCCAAAGAGAGAUGAACCGUAUUGUAAAAUAACUCUUGACUAUUAGGCAUUGUCCUGUUUUCUUAUUCCAUUAUGAUGAGGCUGAAGGCGUUGGCAAAAUUUUUUAAAGGAAAAACAUGCUAAUGACCCAAGAGCAUUGAUUUUUCUGGGGUUAGUUGGUGGAAAUGGGGGAACACAGAAUGAAGAAGUAAUUCUUUGGCUAUAAUUUUGUUUAAAAACAAUCUUUUUUUUUUUUUUUUUUUUGGAGAAAGACCCCUGUGAAAGGUUGAAAGGUAUCUUCAUUGACUUAAUGUCUUUAAAAGUAUAUUACAACAUUAACAUAAGAGUCUAUAUUUCUGAAGUAGGGGGUGUUCAUAGCCAAAUCCUAAAUCUUAUUCUUUUGUAAUA